AUGUAUGUGAAAUGGUUUGAUACAGUAAUGUUAUACUAUGAUUUUAGUGAUUUUAGUAAAUGUCACUUUUUGUCAUUUUCGAAUUUCCCGCCGUUCCGUCCCCGUACGUCCCGACGCUCGCAGGGGACGGAACCCAGAUGACAGAUGGCAGCAUGCGCCGGAUUACAUUGCCGGGGACACUGCAGGAUGGAUAUCGCGGGGAGUGCAGGACAAGGUAAGUGAUGGAGGGAUUGCAGAGCAACGCCGCAGGGUAUUCCCGAGUGUAGAUUGGGGUUACCACUUGUGCUACACUCGGGAAUACCGCCAGGGAGGUUAAG
Staurois parvus is the source of this 317-nucleotide messenger RNA. The record is from the annotation of a GenBank genome assembly. NCBI's taxonomy places the organism in Eukaryota, Metazoa, Chordata, Amphibia, Anura, Ranidae.